GUGAUCUACUCAAGGCUAUACGUGACGGGAUCAAGCUGCGUAAGGUUGACCCUGUAGAGCGCGGCGCUGGAGGGGCCGGAGGGGCGGGGGCGCGGGUGGUGCCUGACCCCAGCAAGGACGUCGCCUCCAUCCUGCAGGAGCGGCGGUUUGCGUUCGAAGUGAGCGACUCUGACACGUCAUCAGACACCGACAGUGACAGCGAUGACUGGGAUGAGACCAGCGCGUAGGAGAGCUGUAGUGGAGCCUUCCCCUCAAAGUGUUAGGACGGACGUGUGAGCAGAAGAAGGGGGGAAUUCAAUGAGCCACAUCGCGCUCUUCGCUCCUCUUUUCGCCGAGGCAUAUACUCCAGAAAAUCCAGCAACAUGAGAGAACAAACUUCAUCAUCAUCCAAACACCAUUGUGGCUCAUCAUCCAAACACCAUUGUUGCUCACCAUUGCAACAAAAUUGUGAUCCAUUACCUAUUUAUGAAGAAUGCGUUUCUGCUGGUGCUUCGGACCGCGGUACCAGAGCGACUUUAGAGCAUCUUUCUGUCCGUGAAAACUUGAUUGUUAUCCCUAUAGUGAAAUCAUCUACGCCAGCGGGCGCUCCUGCUGCGUCAGUAAGUAGUGCAAUCAUAACUACAAAUGUAGAAUUAGAUCCAGUGGGUGAAAUUCUUGGAAAUGGAACAAAGAGUGUCGGGAGUGAAACGAGCGGUUUUAGCAACAAUACUGUAUUAACAGCAAUUGAAGCAGUGAUACAAACUACGGAUACUGCAGAAACUGCUAUUGAAACGGCGAUACGAAACAGAUAUAUGAUUGAAACCGCAAUUAUAACAGAGGUACCCGCGCGUGACAUUACCCAUUCUGACAACGUUGUCCCUACUGCAGCUUUUGCAGGUGGCAGUGUUGUUUGUCCCGUGACCACAUCAGACAUUGAGUUUCAUCACAAUGAUACUGAAGCGAUAAAAUUUUGUGAUGUUAACAUUUGUAGAGAAGAUAAUUUAUUAGACGUUCCUGUUGGCACUCCUGCAGACAAUGCAACUUAUGUUUGUUCUAAUGAAAAUAGAAAUUCAUUGUCAUCUGUUAAUGUCUAUGAUAGUGCUGGUAAUGUGUCACCAUCAUUAAUUCAUUGUCAAGUUUCUCGUGAGCAGUUAUCAUCUGUUACUUGUGGUGUUAGUGGUACAGAAGUUAUUAUAUGUGUCCCCCUCGCCUCCAAGACCAAUGUUAUUCAGAGUGAAUUAAAUGCAUCGUUUAGUAAAUUCGUUACCAGUAGCCAAGUCUCAAACACUACACCUAAUAUAAUUUCUGAACCAAAGCCUGACUGUUGUAGCGAUGUUGGUUGUAGUCGUUCUGUUGGUGCCGCUUUGGGUGCUCCCUUUAAACAGAGACCUCGUUUUCCUUCGCCUGCUGGAGGCUCACGUGAUAAUAUUCCCAAUGAAUGUAAAUGUGCUGAAAAUAUUGUGCAAUCUCCUGAAGUGAUUAGUGAAACAGAAUAUUGUGAUGUGAAUUUAAAUGUAACUGAGAAAGAAAAUAGUGAUGUUUCUAGGCCUCGCGGUGAUGAAGCGUCUGGAACUCUCGAGUCUCGCAGUUAUGAAAUACCAAGUUUAUUACCGAAUACAGAAGCAGCUGGAAAUCCUAGUAAACUUUCUCAAGACUGUAGCACCAAGCCAAAAGAUGUCAAACUCGAAAACAGAAAAAAUCCUCCUCCUUUAACUUUGGCAAGUGGUGGUGUUGUUGAAAAAUUCAAAGUUUUGUACGAGAAUGGAAUGUUUGCAACAUCCGCACCUCUGUCUACGUCACGCUCCGACCUAGAUGCCCAAGGACGAUCUCCUGACUCACUCAGUUUCAAGGAAACUCGUCAGUUCCUGACACAAAAUUUACGUUUGAGUGUCAGUCCUAAGCCCAGAAGUGGGUUCUCCUCGUCUCAAGACGAGCGUCAGCUGCUGCCAUCUUUGUCAACCUUUACUGCUGCGCCAAGCAACCCACGCAGCAAGCCUUCGUUUCCUGCUACAAACUCCGUUCAUGGAGGAGUCAUUGCAAGGAUUCUUCCUGCGACAAGCCUACCAAGCAAUGCAAGCUUUUCUGAUUUAAUAGAGAUUGAAGCUGGACGUCGUAAGCAGAGACGAAUGAACGUUCAGAAUAAUUUAUCCACUCCAGAUGAGCUCGAAGGUGAUGAGAUAGAUUCUUUGCACGAGAGUAGAAUAAAGGAUAAUUAUGAAUCUCAUCACAGCAAAAAGAGCGAGUCAUCUGAGAACAUCGUCAGUAGAAGAAAGUCAUGUGAGAAUAUUUUCGAUUUUCAGAGCAAGACUUCGAUUUCUACUAAGGCAUUGAACGACCUAUGCAACUUGGAGCCUCUAAGUGACUUGAAAUCCGUAUAUUUCUUGACCCAACAAAGACUAUCCAAUCCCGACUCUUUUGCUUCCGCUAUGUGUGGUGAAAGCCGCAAUAUCUCGAAGUAUGAUGCUGCCUCAAUAUAUUCGUGCGUUUCGUCAUACAAACAUGUACUCACAGAUCAGUCUGUCACUGGCGAUAAUUUGUCUAGUGUUUGCGUUCCUGACUGCGUAAACUCUAGCGCUUACAAACGCUAUUCUCUAGCACCAGCAAUGCGACGCUCAUACGAGGCUCUUGGUUCUGAAAGUAACUACGCCUCCAUACACGAGGCCCUCAACGAGAUCAUCUCCGAGGUCAACGAAACUGACGCUGAAGAGCGCAUGCGUGAAGACAGAGAUCGCUUCAGGGCAUGCAUUGAAAAAUCAGAAAAUUUUCGCCAUUUAGCGCCGUCGCUCGUGAAGAAAGUUGACCGGACGAAAAGUCAGCGCUGCGCACCCUUGCCUCCUGAUCGGCUCGUCAGGGAACUGAGAAACGUUUCUUUCUCUAUAAAACAAGAAAUAGCGUCUUCUGCCUCCGACCGUAUUUCACCGUUGUUACCAUCUGGAAGUAAUAAACUUGAAAUGGAAGGGGAAAAAUAUUACGAAGGUCUUGAGUUUUACCCUUCUAGAAGAGGCCCGUCGCAUCGUAAUGUUGGUUUUUGUGUGCCCAGCAGCCAGGGAAUUAUAGAAUCUGCUGCUUUUCACGCCGUACAGCCCCGACACCCUGAAGACCUAGCGUCGGUCAAUAGCCUUUCUCACAGCAGCAGUCAAAGAUCGUUUGUUCCUGAGUCUCGCUGUGGCAGUGAAACGAAUCCUGUGAAAAGAGCUCACACUUUCUUUGGCGGACCAAUGGAUAAAAAACGUGUACCUAGAUCCAUCGAUGAUUUAGCUAGCGCUGUUGAAGUGAGGCAUGUUGAUAAUACUAGCACUGCUGCAGUAAGCUACCUUGAUUCUACCAUCGCCACAGAAGUUCAACGCACUAGUUCUAUUAGUGCUUCAGGAGCGAGACGCUUGGCGAGUAUUCAUUCUAGGAGGAGGACUUUGAGGGAAUUCUGCUCUCCACCAGCCGACUGCAUGGAGCAGGAAGAUUCUGGUGACCUAAAGGAGCCUCGAUUUGAGAAAACCUCUCCAAAAAACAAGUUCAAGAAAUUUUGGAUGCGAAAAUGAGUUUGUUUUAAUGUAGCACAAUAUUAAUUGGUUACUAUAUUUUAAUCCUGAAACAUUUCUCGGCAUAAAUCACAUUUCCAGAUACGAAGUCAUAAACACUAAAAAUUACAUGAACUUGCCUGCCUGCGCGUGCAAGUUGCUGCUUCGCUUCUUAGUCCUUCUUACCAAUCGUGCUGCUGCCAUGACGAUUUGUAUUUUUAUCACUUACGCCUUUUAUUAUUUUCUUUGUCUCCAGUGAACCGAUAAAGUCGCGCGGGUUACUUCACCAUCGUCGUUAUCAUGGAACAACAAGCGUCAAAAUGAAAUAUAUUCCUCGUGUAAUGCACAUCAUUUCCUGUCCAUUCCCGAAAAACUCGAGACGAAAAUGCGUGUGUUUACUUCACUUUCUCUGGGACGGAGCGGCAUUCAAAAAGUGAAAAUAAACAGUCCUAUUGCCGCAGACUGAAGUGUUGGAUAAAGUCUUGUUUAUAAUCAAGUGCGGCGUGAGUGUUUGGAUCAAGUCUUGUUUAUAAUUAUCAUAUAAUCAUCAUUUGCUCUAGUUUGCUUUUUAAAAUGAAUGUAUCUGUCGCUAGGUCAUCAUGUGCCUGGGAACUGGAGUUGUAAAGGUUAUCACUACAACGUUUAAUGGAAAAAUUUUGACGAUCGUUGUUAAAGGAAAGUAAGCCUUCGCGCCCAUGUUAGUUGAGAUCAUUCUUCUGUUGUAUUCCAAUUUAUCCACGUUUAAUUGAGUCUAAUGAAAUCAUUUUGAUAAACUACGGGACGCGUUCCGUGUAAGAACGUCACCCCAUCUAGUCUUUGAUAUCGGUACCGAAACACCUUGGUUUCGUUCAGUCCAACACAUUCACAAGGAACCAUGUAAGAGUCGCAAAAUUUAUCAGAGACACAUUCUCAGAAAUGUUGGUACUUUGACGGGCUCAAUAUCGAAUUACUGGCUCUAUUGCAGACCAUAGACGAAAUAAUAAAUUUCGAUACAUCAUGUCAUGAGGUAAUAUAUGAAGCAGACGUUGAGAGAUGUUAGCAUCAUGUCUCGCAGUUCGUUUCUUAUCAAUGUAUACUAGCAUAUUCCUUUCUUAUCGAGGCCAAACGUCAGGUUGUUGUUGUUCAGGGCAUGGAGAAACUGCUUGCGCGAUUCUUGUAUUUCUUUAAGUUUUUUUUUUCUUGGAGCUUCUUUUGUAAUUAUGCCAAUUUUCCCGUGUUACAGUAUCAUGAUACAGGCGCAAGCAGAGGAUAAUAAAGCUUUCUUAUACAUAAUUUUCUACAUUGUAGUGUGUUAUUUUAGUAAGAUAAUAAAGCUAUAUUAGCUCUUCGACUCUCUGAAACGCUUCAUUAUAUCAAUUGCUCGCAUAUAUUUUAGUGCCCCAUAUCUGUGCACAAUACAUAGCAUCCUUAGAACGUAUAAACCCCGCUUUAUGUGUGAUAUGUUCAGUGUUCCUCUUGUAAAUCACGGUGUAUAAUCUUAGUUCAUAGUUUGCUGAAAUCUAUUUUAUUUCUCUUUCGAUGUACGCAAAUUAUUUUUUAAGGAAAAGGAUGGUUUCAUUGUCUUGCUGAUUUACAGUGAACCAGGCAAUCAUGUUCAUGGUGUUCAAAAAUUGUGUUCAUUCAAACUUUUUGUUUUCAGUUACAGUGGCUGCCAAUUAUCGAUACUUACCUAGUGCUGGAAGUUUACAAAACAAACUGUGUUUUGUAAACUUGAGGAAGUUCACAAAACACAGUAUUUUAUUUUUAGAUUUCGCUGUCUGAAAUUAUACCAGGAAAAAAUGUUACAAUACACUGCUAACACAAGAUUUUUCCAAUCUUUUAUAUCGGUUCUCGUGCUUGAGUUUGUUUGAAUUCGAUCUCGUGUUUUGCCGCAGGUUCAGCUUAGUCCAGUUACUCGGCAAACCAAAAUUCGCACUUUCGAAAUUCGUAUCACAAAGAACAUUCAAUAUUUGUUGCAAGUCCCAAACUCAAAUUCCUGUUAUUUUUACAGGCUAAGCGAACCUACAACACCAGCGCCGUCUUUUUAGCUGCUAUCAUGACUAUAUAAACUGAUUACUGAAUAGGUAAUCUGAAUCGAUUCAGAUUACAGGCAGUUGUGACGCUCAUCGCAGCCAAAAGUAUCAACUAGCGCGUACCAAAUUGAUUCAAGUCCUAGCAAGUGGCAAGCAAGACCGUCAGAGAUGCACUUGAAAUGACUGCAUCAAAAGAUCAUUGGUAGAAUAUUGCUGUCGAAGCUUCAUCAUUGAAUACUUUCAUAUAUUCUCAAAUGUAACAAUGAUGUUGUCCGUUCAGUAACGGCCUUUGUAGCAUUAUCUUUACUGCUAUUUCUCUCAAAUAUCAGCCUUUAUCCAAUCUUUGGCAUAUCUGAUGCUACAUCAGAUCGAGCUGAUACUGACGACACAUUCUAUUCCGAUUGAUGUAUUGAUAGAUUAAAUUAUUCCUUGUAGAAUAAUUAAAAAAAAAUAAUAUCCCUUUGACUUUAUAGUACGAUUUGCUGAUAGAUUCCGUGUACAUUGCACCUCCCUAGCCCAGUCGCUCCGGCCCUCUCUUUUUCUACGUCAAGUGUACCUAUUCUUUUAAGGAUAUCUUAUCUCGAUUUAUUCGUGUAUUUUCUUUAUGAUUAACUGUGGAUAGUGUUCAUUGUUUUAUUGUUGUUAAGUUGUUUUCCAUGAACGAAGUUAACUUUUCACUUUCUUUCUAACUUCCGAUCGCUAUCGUUAACCUCCGACAACUUACCGCGGUGUAGUUUCGUUUGACUAGCGCCGCGUUUAUUCUAUUUGCUAAUAACGAACUUUUUUGGUCCUAGAUUUUUGCUCUUGGUAUUCAUCUAUAAAAUUCUUGUUAAAAUACGACUAAGUUGGAAUGAGAAAAUAUUUAUUUGUAAUUAAGUUGUCGCGACUGGCAUUAAAGGCCCAACUAUUCAGUGAGAUAAUUAAAGAUGAAGGGUUUAGUUUUGUAAACUCGUAUACAGACUGAAAUCAUCUAUGAUAUAUUGUAAUGGGAAGUUAGUUAUGAUUCACUUUGUAUACUUUACCGGCAUUAUAUAGAUAAAAAAUUUACGAGUAACUUGUGGCAAUUUACAAGGGAACGUGAAUAUUAAGACUCGCAUGUAGGAUUCACUCUUCUAUCUCUGAAUAUUCUGUAUUGGAAUUCAUUAUAAUAUAAUGCGCAAUGACAUCUACCAAACGUACUCAACACAGGCAAUACCCUGCUAACAUCAAUGGAGUAGUCGUGUUACGAUGUACGUUCACCGUAUUCACAUCGUAACGUGCUUCUAUGAUGAACUAUAGUGAAGUCUUGCUAUGGAAGUAAAUGUUACUAUGAUGAUUGAUGCCUCAUUGUGAAGUCUUGCUAUCGAAGAAUGUGUGUCUUGAUGAUUGAAAAAUUAUAGUGAAGUCUUGAUUGUGAAGAAAAUGUUACUAUGAUGAUUGAUGCCUCAUAGUGAAGUCUUGAUUGUGUAGAAAGUUAGCUAUGAUGAAUGAUGAAUUUUAGUGUAGGGUUGCUUAUGAAGGAAGUACGGUGAAAUCAAUAUCUGAAGAAGCGAAUUAUGGCUGACUGGUGAGCAAUCGUGGUGUAUAUUGUUUGUGUCUGUGCUGUCAUUUCGUGUUCGGUGUUGUGUUGUUCUCUCCAUUACAUGCACUGUAUAAUUUUAUCUUCACUUGAUGACGUUCUUCCUUGUGAGGGCAUUUUAAAGAAGGAAAUCUUUAUUUAUUUAACUUAUGAGUUUAUCACGAGAAAUAUUGCAAUGCAGAAUGCGGAUUACACCUUUUCACAAAUUAAUAACGUGUCGGAAAUUGCCGUUUCUGUUUGCAGUCGUGAAAAUUUUAAACAAAUAUCAAAAUUGUUCGUAUUUGCACAUGAGAUCAUCUGGUGUUCUACUUGACAUUGGAUCUCAAUGGUCACAAAUGAUUGUAACUGAUCAAUUUCUCUUGUAUAGUAAACGCAUAAUCUUUGUGUCAUUGUACUGGAAAAGCCUCUGUAUUUGUCAUGUUCUGAGCUAGAAAGCUCUCGAUCAUUUCUCAUUCCCCAGUCAGUGUCUCUUUAAACUUAGAUAUCUUCAAAAGGUUUACAAAUACACGUGUAUUAAGGUAGCGCUUUGUUUUUACCUUGCUCAAUAUUUGUGUUCACGUUACACAAUUUCGAACUCAAGUCUAUACUCUUGUAUACUCCGUUCCUAUAGAACUCCGCGCAAAUGUUGUUUACUUUUAAUCGAAGUUGUCUGCAUUUUCUGUUAUUCUGAAACUAUCUGAAUUGAAGUAUAUGUUCUAAUAAUCUCGCGCAAAUAUCUUUGUUAUAAGGACAUUAUUUAUCAAUUACGUAUUUAAUAAGUUUUUCUAUCCAACAUUUUUAUUUACAAGGUUUUGUGAGUUUUCACGUCCACAGGAUUGUAUUCGUUUGUUAUUAGGGCUUGAAUAUUUAUAUUUGUAAAAUUUUUUAGGAAUGAUUCAGAUUUAAAGGAUGUAUCUUGAAACCUAAGCAUAUUGGAACGUUAAAAACUACCCCACAUCCCAACGCUGCGCCGUUCAGACGUUCCAAGCCAAGCAUUUGUUGCAGUUGAGAAAGUCAUAUUUCUAACGAGCUUUUGUUUUACACUGUUAACCUGCUUAUUUAUCCAUUAAUUGCAUAGGAAUAUGAAUUAUACUAUCCAGUUAUUGAUAAUAUGAGCACUGUGUCCAAUCAUAUUGUUUCUUUUGGUUCAUCUGGAAAAGCGUGUAAAAUCCAAAAUUUAUUCUGGCCGUCCGAAGAGAGAGUGAAACGCUUGUGUAAUCAUUUUAGAUUCACUUAAUUUUAGUUACAAAGAUGUAUUUCAAAAGAUAUUCACAUUUUCCUGUUCACAACAUAGUGAGGCUGAAUGUCCCAAACAUGAAAGUGAGUCCAAAGAUACGAAAGUGAGUCUAAAUCUAUGCAUUCUAGUGAGCUUUUUGAUGCACUUCAGUAGGUCACAUUGACCCACUCAAAAUAAUUGGGGAUUUUGAGUGAAUAAGAGAGCGAAAAUUGCCAGGGAAUAAAAUUGACGAAAAGUUGGUAGAUUUACUCCGGGGUGGCAUGAAACUUAACCUCCAAACCACGUUAUGUCUCGAUAAUCUUGCUGUUCUUAGUUUCUACUUAUGAAUUCCCUGGCUGGAGUGGAAUGUAUUUAGAUGUUUGUCUUGCUCUUUAGUAUUUAACUUAUCAUUUCAGGCUGUACUGCAAUAACCAGUGUAGUUAAUUCACAUGGCAUAUUUCCCGUAUUAACAACCGUCGCCGUAAUGUUCAAUACAAUCUGUUGUGUACGAAGCUGUCGCGUUAUUCCAUCGUUUCUGGCGUCUGUAUUGGCUUGAUUUUACUGAAUAUCAAGUUAAUUAUACACGUUCUUUUGCUCCGAUGGCAGUGAUUGCUAAGUACACUUCAGUUGUGAUUGCAGCUCUCCCAUCCGGUGAUUGCUGCUCUUCCAUUCGGUGAUUGCUGCUACCCAAUCCCAUUUGGUGAUUGCUGAAUGUGAUGGCUGCUCUCCCAGACGGUGAUUGCUAAUUGGUGAUCGCUACCACCUGUACCGUAAAAUUUUUAGAACUAGGAAGUUUCUGAUCAAUUGAGUCGCUCGAUUGUAUUUCAAAGGUUCACGUGUUUCCAUGUAAGUAGGUUUCAAUAUAUAGUUCGCGUUCCACGUACAAUUGUUUGGCCACCCUAUCAGAACGCAAGUUCGCUAUUUUUUUUUUAAUUAUAUAAAGAUUUCGAACUAAAUUAGGCUGUUUUUUCCAUUGCACCUUAUUAUCCCAAGUUGCAGUGUUAUCAGGAUGUGGGGGUAUUUUCUAUAAGUACUUGCAAUUCUAUUACUUCGAGUUCCGUCGAUAUUUAAACUUCUCAUGUCUGUCAAGUGUAAAUUUAUGUCAUUUUAUUAUAUAGAAUCCCAACCACUAUACAUAUAACCGUUGAAAAGAACUUUUCCCCAAGUAUCAAAGAAGCUUUCCCAAAUAUCAAUCAAGUUUAUAUAGAAGUAGAUAUUAUCAAACCUAAGGGGGUUUAACAGUUAAUCACGCACUAUAUAUAAUAUUAUAUCAGCCGUUCUUGAAUAAUUCAAUGCUCCGCCAUCUAAUAAUGCAGAAUGUUCAUUAUCAUAACUAACUUGUAUUUACUAUGGCGCCUACAUUUUUGAAUAGCUUAACUAUUACAGUGCGCGUCAGUUCGAAUUGAAAGUUUUCCCCAUUCUAAAAUGUCGAAAUAAUCAAUUGAUUAGACAAAUAUUCGCUCAAAUGAUUAAUUUUAGGAGAGUUUCUGCAAUGUGCAUAUUUUUUUAAGACUUGCCAGUCAAUAGGACAAACUACUGACAUGUCUCGGCGGUUCUGAUCGCCAUCAGUAAAAUAAUGAGGUUGAUUUAUUGGAAAUUUCCUAAGUUAAGAUUUUCGUGUAAUGAUAACCGCUUUAUGAUGAAGGUAUGGCGCAGAGAUGGUGCUGCGUCGCUAUAGUUUCAUGUUCCAUAAUGUUCGAUUUUUCUAAUGGUAAUUUUGCUUGAUCUUUGUAACUUAAUGUUAUUAAUAUCCAAGUCUUCUUCAUUUGCUGUCCCAUUAUCGUCUUGUUCUAUAUGUGUAUCGUGUAUAAAAUGUAUAAAGCCAAAUUAACUUCCAUUAGUUAUACAUUGAAUAAACGAUGUCCAUGGAA
Messenger RNA from Hyalella azteca, 10130 nucleotides. RefSeq lists its product as uncharacterized. The transcript is spliced from 4 exons. The record is from RefSeq and is a predicted model, not a curated record. The coding region runs from base 363 to 3515 and encodes 1050 amino acids. NCBI's taxonomy places the organism in Eukaryota, Metazoa, Arthropoda, Malacostraca, Amphipoda, Hyalellidae.